UGACUUUAGAUCUCUUUCAUAUAAUUACAAUAAUAAAAGAAGCCUACCUUUUGGAAUUUUCCAAUUCGGUGCUAAAUAAAAAAGAUACAAAGCUGAAAAUAACUUAUAGGAAAUUAAAUAUUAACAUUAAAUGCAAUUGGAUUGGACUGGCUGGCAUUUCAAAAUUUAAAUAGUCAUCAAAGAAUAAAGGCUUAGUCAGAAUAGUUUAACAAUAUAUCAGCAUCCUGGCGAAAUCUACAGCAAAUAUGAGACGCAGUAAUUAUCCCUACCAACCUUUAAAUCAAAACCCCGGUCCGACGUCCCACGACGCCCUGGAAGAGGACAAUGAACGCGCAGCCGAAGAAUUGAAACAGAAAAUUGGGGCAUUGAAAUCGCUCACCAUAGAUAUUGGCAACGAAGUUCGGUAUCAAGACAAACUACUGCGAGGAAUAGACGACGAUAUGGAUAGGACCCAAGGGUUUUUAGGAAAUACCAUGGGUCGUGUGGUGAGGCUUGCGAAAAAUGGUGGUAGCCGACACAUGUGUUAUAUGUUCUUGUUUGUGGUAUUCGUAUUUUUGCUAUUGUAUGUUGUAUUAAAAUUAAAAUAAAUGUAUAACCAUAAUAAAAAUA
This is a messenger RNA of Stomoxys calcitrans (stable fly), 609 nucleotides long. RefSeq names its product BET1 homolog (gene Bet1). Bases 246 to 587 code for a protein of 113 amino acids. NCBI's taxonomy places the organism in Eukaryota, Metazoa, Arthropoda, Insecta, Diptera, Muscidae. Gene Ontology annotation, biological process: vesicle fusion with Golgi apparatus; endoplasmic reticulum to Golgi vesicle-mediated transport. The transcript has 2 exons. The record is from RefSeq and is a predicted model, not a curated record. Gene Ontology annotation, cellular component: SNARE complex; Golgi trans cisterna. Gene Ontology annotation, molecular function: SNAP receptor activity.